GUGAGGCUGCUGUAUCCGUAUUUAAAGGCGCCAACAAAGCGGGACUGAACUGAAGAAGCAGAAAUCUGCCAUCUUCUCCUCUUCUGAGUGAAAUUGAGCCGCGUGCACAGCUCAAGUUGUCGACUAAAGCUUGCGUUGGUAUUUCAGCCUCUAUCAAACAUGCCAGAAGAAACGGCCACCGCUUCAGCCGCCGAGAGUAUGGAAGAGAAACCCUGCUCGUCCAGUGCAGCUGACAGCUCUGUAGAUGUGGCUGAGGAAGCGAAGAAGCUGAUUGGCACGGGAAACAGGCACCUGGUCAUGGGUGACGUUGUGUCUGCAGUCAGUGUGUUCCAGGAGGCCUGUGCCAUGCUAGCUGAAAAAUAUGGUGAUACUGCUGAUGAAUGCGGAGAGGCAUUUUUCUUAUGUGGGAAGUCCUUGCUGGAGCUUGCCAGGAUGGAGAACACAGUCUUGGGUAAUGCUUUGGAAGGAGUCCCUGAGGAAUCAGAGGAGGGCGAGAAGCAGAAUGAUUCCAAGAUUGAGAGUGCAGAUAACUUGGAUGAAAAAACCAGAGAUGAGCUCCGUGAACAGGUUUAUGAUGCCAUGUCGGAGGACAAGAGGGACUCUGAGGGAGAGGUAAAGAAAGAGGAGCAAGAGGUAAAAGACACAGGGGAUGUGCAAGCACAGAAGCAAGACAGUACAGAUUCUUGUGUCAAAAAUGAGAAGACUGAAUCGUCCCUUAAAAAGGGAGAGACAACUACAGAGUCUCCACUCAAAAGUGAACAGAAGGCUAAUGAAAAAGAUACGACUAUGGCAUCUCCAGGCAAAAGUGAACAGAAGGCUAACGAAAAGGAAGAUACGACUAUGGCGUCUCCAGUCAAAAGUGAACAGAAGGCUAAUGAAAAGGAAGAGACAACUGCGAAGUCUCCAGUCAAAAGUGAACAGAAGGCAGCUGAAAAUGGAGAGAUGACUACAGAGUGUUCUGUCAAAAGUGAUGAGAAAAGUGAAAAUGGAGAGAAGACCAUGGAGGUAGAGGAAGGAACUGCUGCCUCAAAACAGGGGGGAGCUGCUGCGGAUCAAGCUGAAAAGGAUGCAGACCAAGAUGUGAAGAGCACAGAACAAAAGGGGGAUGAAGAAAAAACAGAGCCUAUGGAGGAAGAGGGUGGAGGUAGAAAUAAUGGGCAUGCAGGGCAGCACUGGGAACAAGGGCGGGAAGUUUUUUCCUCACUUGAUGACAAAGAGGAGGAGGAGGAGGACGAGGAGGAUGAUGAAGGGGAGGGCGAAGAUGAAGACAAGGAGAGUGAAGAGGAUGAAGUUGGUAAUCUCCAGUUAGCAUGGGAGAUGCUAGAGGUGGCUAAAGUUAUUUAUAAAAGGAAGGAGAGCAAAGAGGACCAGUUAAUGGCAGCACAGAUCUUCUUGAAACUUGGAGAAGUUGGUGCUGAAUCUGGUAACUACACCCAAGCCCUGGAUGACUUCCAGGAGUGCUUGGCCAUACAGCUGAAGCACUUGCCCGCUCAUAGUCGUCUGCUGGCAGAAACUCAUUACCAGCUGGGCACAACUUUUAGCUACACUGCUCAGUAUAGCCAGGCCAUCGAGCACUUCAACAACUCCAUCAAAGUCAUUGAGAGCCGCUUGGCCAUGCUUCAGGAAGCGAUAGACAAAGCAGAAGGGGCUGAGGAAGCAAAGGAGGAAAAAAGUGAGCUAGAGGAACUGAAGCAGCUGCUGCCAGAGAUUGCUGAGAAAAUAGAAGAUGCAAAGGAAAGCCAGAAAACAGCAGCUGCAGCAUCAGAAGCCAUUCAUCAGACCCUGGGAGGGGCAUCUACAUCGUCUGCAUUCCCAGCUGAAAAUGGUGGCCCAUCUUCAUCUACAGCCAGCCAGAUUGCUGUUAAGCCAUCUGAUGGUGCAUCAUCUUCAAAAGCUGCAUCAGAUAUUUCUCAUCUAGUCCGUAAGAAGAGGAAACCAGAAGAGGAGAGCCCAAAAAAGGACAGUGAUGCUAAAAAGGUCAAACAGGAGACUGCAGUUAAUGGCAGCGGCGACUCUGCCAGCAACAGCAAUGGAGUCCAGGAGAAAAUGGAGCAGGAGCCUGUGAAUUCCUCUUCCUCGGUGGAAACCUCAGCGUGAUGGGACUCCUGGCUGACCACUGAUCUUCCAACCAGCACAGCAUGCCUGCCUCAAGUCUCUCCAUAAACAGCUUUUUGUUUUGUAAAUAAGACAUUUACCUUUUCUGUGUCUGUCCAAUUUUUGUAUUAUUGUAGUAAAGUUUCAAUAAAGGGUAUUUGCAUAUGUCAGCUUGUCUUAAA
Molecule: messenger RNA, 2276 nt
Organism: Colossoma macropomum (tambaqui)
Lineage: Eukaryota; Metazoa; Chordata; Actinopteri; Characiformes; Serrasalmidae
Product: nuclear autoantigenic sperm protein (histone-binding)
Exons: 15
Coding region: 160-2097 (645 amino acids)
Biological process (GO): DNA replication-dependent chromatin assembly; CENP-A containing chromatin assembly
Cellular component (GO): nucleoplasm
Molecular function (GO): histone binding
Source: RefSeq, a predicted model, not a curated record